AUGAAGAAACCACUUCUCUUCAUUCUCUUCCUCUCCCUCUCCCUCUCCCUCUCCACCACCAUCACAACCUCACCACCUUCAACUUCAACACCAUCAAAAUCCACUCUUGACCCUAAACAAAUCACAGCCCUACAAUCCCUCAACAUCCCAACCUCAAAAGACCCAUGUUCCCAACCUUCCUUCCACAAUGCAACCCUCUGUGACUCCUCAAAACCCUUCCGCCACCUCAUCUCCCUAACCCUCUCCAACUGUUCCUCCUACGUCUCUCUCUCAUUCACAGCCCUCAAAUCACUCUCCACCCUCACCUCACUCAACCUCAUCGACUGCCCAAUCUCACCUAUCCACUUCCCUCCUCAACUCAUCUCAUCUCUCAAAACCUUCACCUGCAUCAACAGCCUCCGCAGAGUCUCCGGAGUCUGGCUCUCUCAGCUUCAGAAUCUCACCGAUCUCACUGUCUCAAAUGUCCAAGUCAAAGCUUCUGGUCCUUACGUCAUUCUUGGACACAUGAACUACCUCAAAACAUUGACACUUUCUCAUGCUAAUCUCACUGGUUUCUUACCUGCUCACAUUCAUUCCAAUCUCACCCAUGUUGAUUUUUCAGAUUCAAUCUCUGCUCUUCCUGCUUUGCUUCAUUUGGAUCUGAGUUCAAACCAGCUAAACGGGUCUAUCCCAAUGUUCAUUUCUCAAAUGAAGAGUAUCAAGUACUUGAAUCUAGCUAACAACAACCUCCAUGGUGUUGUUCCCUUUAACCUCACUUUCAUAAAGGGGUUAGAGGUGUUCAAACUUGGUGGGAAUAGCAAUUUGUGUUACAAUCAUUCACUUUUGUCUUCAAAGUUGAAACUUGGAGUUUCUCCUUGUGAUAAAUAUGGGAAGCCGGUGUCUCCGCCGCCUUCAAAGGAUUCUUCUGCAGAUGAUAGCAGUGAUGAUGAUUAUGAUGACAGUGAUGAUGAUGGUAGUAGCAAGCACAAGAAGGAUAAUCAUCAUGGGCCAAACAAGUUUGUUCUUGGUGUGGCUAUUGCACUUUCUUCCAUUGUUUUUCUUAUUGUUUUCUUAAUUGUUUGCUCAAAAUGUUGUCGUUGA
Vicia faba (fava bean) is the source of this 1080-nucleotide messenger RNA. The record is from the annotation of a GenBank genome assembly. NCBI's taxonomy places the organism in Eukaryota, Viridiplantae, Streptophyta, Magnoliopsida, Fabales, Fabaceae.